GCAGCCAGGCGGACAGAGGCGCGCGGCGGCCGAGCGGCGGCAGGGACGCACAACCUGCCCUCCUGGCCAUGGGUGGCGCCGUGGUUGACGAGGGCCCCACGGGCAUCAAGGCCCCGGACGGAGGCUGGGGCUGGGCCGUUCUUUUCGGCUGCUUCGUCAUCACGGGCUUCUCCUACGCCUUCCCCAAGGCGGUCAGUGUCUUCUUCAAGGAGCUCAUGCGUGAGUUUGGGAUUGGCUACAGUGACACGGCCUGGAUCUCCUCCAUCCUGCUGGCCAUGUUGUACGGGACAGGCCCGCUGUGCAGCGUGUGCGUGAACCGCUUUGGCUGCCGGCCCGUCAUGCUCACGGGGGGUCUCCUGGCGUCCCUGGGCAUGGUGGCCGGGUCCUUCUGCAGAAGCGUCAUCCAGCUCUACCUCACCACUGGGGUGAUCACUGGCCUGGGUUUGGCGCUCAACUUCCAGCCGUCGCUCAUCAUGCUCAACCGCUACUUCAACAAGCGGCGCCCCAUGGCCAAUGGGCUGGCGGCCGCAGGCAGCCCCGUGUUCCUGUGCGCCCUGUCCCCGCUGGGCCAGCUGCUGCAGGACCGCUACGGCUGGCGGGGCGGCUUCCUCAUCCUGGGCGGCCUCCUCCUCAACUGCUGCGUGUGCGCGGCGCUCAUGAGGCCCCUGCGGGCGCCCGGGCCGGCUCCGGGCCCCGCACCCCAGCGGCCGCCCCACCGGCUGCUGGACCUGAGUGUCUUCCGGGACCGCGGCUUCGUCAUCUACGCCGUGGCCGCCUCCAUCAUGGUGCUGGGGCUCUUCGUGCCCCCCGUGUUUGUGGUGAGCUACGCCAAGGACCUGGGUGUGCCCGACGGCCAGGCCGCCUUCCUGCUCACCGUGCUGGGCUUCGUCGACAUCUUCGCCCGGCCCACUGCCGGCUUCAUCACAGGCCUGGAGAAGGUGCGGCCCUACUCCGUCUACCUCUUCAGCUUCUCCAUGUUCUUCAACGGCUUCACGGACCUCACGGGGUCCACAGCCGGCGACUAUGGAGGCCUGGUGGUCUUCUGCAUCUUCUUCGGCAUCUCCUACGGCAUGGUGGGAGCCCUGCAGUUCGAGGUGCUCAUGGCCAUCGUGGGCACCCACAAGUUCUCCAGUGCCAUCGGCCUCGUGCUGCUACUGGAGGCCAUUGCCGUGCUCAUCGGGCCCCCGUCGGGAGGCAAGCUCCUGGAUGCGACGCACGUCUACCAGCACGUGUUUGUCCUGGCGGGGGCCGAGGUGCUGGCCUCCUCCCUCGUGCUGGUGCUGGGCAACUUCUUCUGCAUUAGGAAGAGGCCCGAGGCGGCCGUGGAGGAGGAGCGCCGCAGGCCCCCCGCGGACGUGAGCGCGGACUCCCGGGAGGCGGAGCACUUCCUGAAAGCAGAGCCCGAGAAAAACGGGGAGGUCGUUCACACGCCAGAAACGAGCGUCUGAGCCCGGGAG
Molecule: messenger RNA, 1457 nt
Organism: Enhydra lutris kenyoni (northern sea otter)
Lineage: Eukaryota; Metazoa; Chordata; Mammalia; Carnivora; Mustelidae
Product: solute carrier family 16 member 3
Exons: 5
Coding region: 69-1448 (459 amino acids)
Biological process (GO): transmembrane transport; monocarboxylic acid transport
Cellular component (GO): membrane
Molecular function (GO): monocarboxylic acid transmembrane transporter activity
Source: RefSeq, a predicted model, not a curated record